CCUGCCUGACCUCCUGCAAACCCCAAACCUCGCAGUCUGGUCUCGCUUUCCCGCGCAACCACCUGCUCCCAGCUGCUCAGCCUCCUCCCUGCGCUGCCCCUCCCGCGACUCUUUCUCUCCCUUCGCCUCAGCCAUGGCUGCCACCACAUUGUCUACCUCCGCGCACGUCGCCGCCGCUGCUGGAUCUGCGCUGCAAUCUUCGGCCGCGCGCCUCUCCGCGAAGCCCGUGUUCGGCGCGUCGUUCCAGUCGAGGGAUCUCGCAGGCGCGCGCCUGGUGGCUCGUGAGGCUUCCGCCAGCGGCGCUGCCGGGAAUGCAGCCAUGUCCCCGUCGGUCGCGCGUGCAGCUCUUUCUCAGGACGACCUGAAGAAGCUCGCGGCGGAGAAGGCGGUGGAGUACGUGAAGAGCGGCAUGGUGGUGGGGCUGGGGACAGGCUCCACCGCCGCCUUCGCCGUCGCUAAGAUCGGCGAGCUGCUCAAGGAGGGCAAGCUGAAGGACAUCGUCGGUAUCCCCACCUCCAAGCGCACGGAGGAGCAGGCUCUGUCGCUCGGCAUCCCCCUGUCCGUGCUCGACGACCACCCCAAGCUGGAUGUGGCGAUCGACGGCUCAGAUGAGGUGGACCCCGACCUCAACCUUGUUAAGGGACGCGGGGGCGCGCUGCUGCGCGAGAAGAUGGUGGAGCAGGCAUCGGCCAAGUUUAUUGUGAUUGUCGAUGACACCAAGCUGGUGGAGGGUCUGGGCGGCAGCGGGCUGGCGAUGCCGGUGGAGAUCGUGCAAUUCUGCUGGAAGUACACGCUCAACCGCAUCAAGGCGCUGCCCGAGGUUGCUGGCUGCGAGGCCAAGCUCCGCAUGGAGGGUGACAAGCCCUAUGUGACGGACAACUCCAACUACAUUGUCGACCUCUACUUCACCUCGCCCAUCAAGGACUCGUACGCGGCGGCCAAGGCCAUUGACGGGCUGCAGGGUGUGGUGGAUCACGGGCUCUUCCUUGACAUGGCCACCACUGUCAUCAUUGCUGGCUCUGACGGCAUCACCGUCAAGAGCAAGUGAAAUCCCCGGUAGAUAAUUUUGGUUUGGGCACGUACUUCUAGGUGCGAAUGAGGCCGGUAAAUGUAGUAAUCUGUAACAGUCUUUGAGUUUUGUGAUAACUCUGACCAGUAUGCUGGCGUGUGCACAAUAGAGCAGUCAACGUUGAUGAGUGACUAUCAUAGUCAUUGAAGUGAGCUUUGGACAUACCGUAGUCCCUCGGAUGUAACACCCUGGGUACAGUACAAAAUUCAUGCAAAAUCA
Molecule: messenger RNA, 1288 nt
Organism: Closterium sp. NIES-67
Lineage: Eukaryota; Viridiplantae; Streptophyta; Zygnematophyceae; Desmidiales; Closteriaceae
Source: the annotation of a GenBank genome assembly